This is a messenger RNA of Hydra vulgaris (swiftwater hydra), 7313 nucleotides long. The record is from RefSeq and is a predicted model, not a curated record. NCBI's taxonomy places the organism in Eukaryota, Metazoa, Cnidaria, Hydrozoa, Anthoathecata, Hydridae.
UUCUGAAAACUUUUACCGGAAAACUGUAUUACUAGGAGACGUUAUUGUUAUGCACGUUGCCCAUCAUUAAAGAUUUGAUUUUAUUAAGAAAGACUUUCUCGAUAUAAACUUUUUAAAUUUAGAAAAUUGAGCUUUUAAAUUUAUAGUCAUUACUAAAGAAGGACUUUUCACAAUACCUCUGCCUACUCUAAACUAGUCGUGUCAUAGUAUUUGACACGUCUAACACAAAGUAGACAGCAUUUUAGAUUAGUCGAGUAGAAGAUGAAAAAAUCUAUUUCCUCGAAAAAAGCAGUACUUGGGAGUAUGGAUUCAAAGCUAAGACUGCACACCACUUCACAUGGCAAUACUAAGUGGCAGUGAAGCUGUAACAAAGUUACUUAUAAAAAACAGUGCAAAUGUUUAUGUGAAGGAUUCUGAAGGGAAAGGACCAAUUCACUAUGCUGCUGCUAUUAAUCAAGGAAAACUUAUUGUUUUGCUGACUAAAGGAGCUCUUGCAAUUGUUAAUGAGGAAAAUUGGGAAGACACGCAAAGAAUGUAUGUGAACUUAAGGACUGAAAAGAAAGAGAGUAAUUUUAAAAAAGAUGCAGCGAUCCACAUUGCUGCUCGGGCUGGUUAUUUAGAUACUGUAAAGACCUUGGAGUCAAUUGGUGCUAAUGUUAACAUUUGUUCUGGUAGUAACUCCACCGCAUUGCAUCUUGCAGCUAUUAAUGGUGAUAAAAAUAUGACUCAAUAUCUGCUGGAGCGGAAUGCUAAAAUAAAUGUAUAUGAUCAUCAAAAUAUGGCUCCAGUGCAUAAUGCAUGUAAGUUUGGUCGAUUGGAUAUUUUAAAGAUAUUAAUGGAACAUGGAGCACAAAUUGAUUCAAAAGAUUCUAAUUUUUUUACUCCACUUAUGUGGGCUGUUUCCAAAGGUCAUAAUGAUAUUGUGGAAUACUUGUUGAGUAGUGGAGUAAAUGUUAAAGACAGUGAAAUGAAUAUGAAAAAUGUUCUUCAUUUAGCUAUAGAAAAGCAUCAUAGUUUCACACUUCAAAUUCUUUUGAAACACGGAGGAGCUUCUCUAGUAAAUGAUCCAGAUAAAGAUUUUAAAAGACCCCUGCACUAUGCAGCCAUGACUAAUGGCGUCGAGUCUGUUAAGAUGCUUGUUGAAAAUUCAGCUGAUAUUACGGUAACAGACAAUGAAGAGAAAACGGCAUUGCAUACAGCAGCAGAGUAUGGUAAUUUUAAAUGUCUAGUUACAUUAGUUCAAAACUCAUCAAGAAAUAUUAAUGGGACUGAUGAGAAAGGAAGGUCACCUUUGCAUCUUGCUGCAUAUAAUGGCUGGGUAAAAACAACUAUUACUUUAAUUGAAAUGGGAGCUCAAAUUUCAAGUUGUGAUGAUUCAAGUUGGACUCCACUUGAUUAUGCUGUAAGUUAUGGAUAUACAAAAAUUGCAUUAAAACUUAUUAACAACGGUGCUAAUGUGAAUAGAUAUGAUGCUAACCUAGUUACCCCUCUUCAUCGAGCUUCAUUCAAUGGUCAAGUUGAUUGUAUAAAUGUUUUGUUGAGUAAUGGCGCAAGUAUAUCUUUUAAGAAUAAAGAUGGAAAGAAUUGCUUAGAUCUAGCUGUUGAAAACCAUCAUAAAGAAGCAUGCAUGAUUUUUAUCAUGCAUGAAAGAUGGGAAGAAGCUCUCAGCAAUAUUGAUAAUGAAGGGAAGAAUCCAAUGGAAAAGCUUAUAUCAUUUGCACCAGAAAUUGCUGCAAUUGUGUUAGAUAAAUGUAUUAAACGUUCACAAUUUGAUAAAAGCUCAAAGGAAUAUAGUAUAAGUUACAAUUUUAAAUAUCUGGAUUUUCCACCUGACCAUCACUUGAGAAAACAAUAUUUUGGACCUUCAAGCAUGAUUGCUUUUAAUUGUGAAAACUUACUUUCUCAUUCGCUUACUGUUCAAUUACUUAAAGAUAAGUGGUUGCGCCUUGGCUGGUGGAUUCAUUUAAUUAGCUUGUUUAUUUACAUCUUGUUUGUGUGUUUGCUUACAAGUGUACUUCUUGUUGACAAAAUUAGUCAAGAUAAAGCUGCUGAAGAAGAUUUUAGUUGUUCAGACCUUGAUAAGACAGUUUUUAAUAAGAGUGUGUCUUUAUUGGAAAUAUCUCGACUCAAAAAUGAAGCUCAAAAGUUUAAAAAUGAAAAAGGAAUACUUGCUAAACCUGAGGCUAAAAUAGGACAGCCUUUGGUAGAUAUUGUUAAACAAAAAGUCAUUGAAGUUUAUAAAACCGAAGAGUUCACAAGACAUAGUCCAGGAAAAACUUGUAAUGAAAACCAAGAUGUCAAUAUAAAAUUCAUGCAUAGAAACAAAUUAAGUUUAAGAUGGGCUAAUGAUGCACAAUCAAGUCAGUGUUGGGUUCCAUUUGACAAAGUAAUAUGUCAAAUAAGUGCUCCAUCCAUUAAGGGUGACAAUAAAUUUGUUAAUAAUGAUUAUGACAUUAUUAUGAGUUAUGUAUCCUUUUAUAUUAAAAAAACAUUGCACUUAAAAUGUUUAAACUGUCAUAAGAUAGGUAAAGGGAAAUCCUAUGAUGAUAAAUUCCACACAAUAGUAACAUUAGCUACAAUUGUAACUCUUUUUGAAAUUGGUAAAGAGUUUGCACAAGCCUGCAUAUUAAAGGAAGAAUAUUUGAAAAAUUUGAGGAACUACUUAGAGUUAAUACUAUACUCCUCUACAUUAGUAUAUAUGAUGUCAUUUAUUAAAAAAAAUGAGGCUGAAAAUUUAUAUGAUGAUAAGAAUGUAAAAUGGGCUUUUGGAGCUGUUUCAAUUUUAUUUGCAUGGAUUAACCUGUUAUUAUACUUAAAGCGAGAUAGUUUUUUUGGAAUCUAUGUGAUUAUGAUUAAUGAAGUUUUCAAAUCAUUAGUGAGUGUUAUAACAGUGUUUUGUUUGAUUAUUUUAGCAUUCUCUUUGUCAUUUUUUAUGCUUCUUGGAAAUCAAAUUGCAUUUAAAUAUCCUGGAAGGUCAUUUAUGAAAACAAUUUCUAUGACUCUUGGAGGAUCUACUUAUGAUGAUAUAUUUAUAAAUAACUCUUCUGCAACAUCUAAAGAUAACUAUACCUCUUUAAAUGUUAAGCUACCAUAUCCAAUUGGUUUAGCUGUAGGUGAUAUAGCAAUUGUUAGAAAGUCUGCCUACAUACUCAAGCUGAAAGCUCAAGUUGACAUUUUAAAAGCACUUGAAUCAAAAUAUCCUUUACAGUUGUUAAAAAAGAUUUACUGUAACCAAGUUACUAUUUAUCCAAAUAAAAUCAGUUUGAAGAACAGAAUUCUUAAUUGGUUCGGUCACUCAAAUUAUAGUCCCUUAAAACAUAAACAAGAAAAAAGUAGAUGGAAAAAAGAUGUUGCAAAGGAAUUAGAAUUACAAUCUAAAUUAAGCAGUGUUAGAAACCUUCCUUAUGACAGUAAUAAUGACACUAAUGAUAUAGUAAAAUUUCAUCAUGGUGAUGAUAUUGACACUGAGUUAUCAAAUCUUACUUUUUCUAAAGAGACUAAUAAAGGUGCGUUUGAUGAAAAAAUCCAAAGCAAAACUAUUUUCAUUAAAAAAACAAAAAAAACAUUUAUUGAUCGGAUUGAUAAGUUAUUUAAUGGUAACCUGAAUCAAAUUGGGGAGAAUAAAAAUGCACACGAUGGAUUAAGUGGAACUUUGGAAUGUGAUAUUGCAAAAAAUGAUAAAAAAAUGUCAAUAUUUAGUUUACCAAAUCACCUUUUUGAUUAUUCAAAUUCAAAAACUAAUUUAAAAGAGACAAAUGAGUUUUAUAAUAAUAUUGAAAAAUUUUCACUUCAACUUGCAGCAAAAGAAGGUGCUAUUGACCGUAUUAAAGAGAUUGUUACAGAAUAUGACUUAAAUAAAAAUGAGCUAUAUGGAAAAACAAAUUCAGCUAAGUUACUGAUUGGGAAAGGUGCAAACGUCAUGAUGCAAAACAACAAUGGUUCUACAGCAUUACAUUAUGCAAGCAGACGUGGCAAUAAAACUCUUGUUUCAAUGAUUCUUGAGAUUCCAAAUAUUGACAUUAAUAUCCCUGAUAUUAAUUUGGCUACUCCACUUCAUCUUGCAGUUAUUGGUGGGUAUGAAUGCAUAGUAGAUAUUCUUAUAAGCUAUGGAGCAGAGGUGACUGCUAGAGAUUAUAAAGGUCAAGGACCUAUACAUUACUUAGCAGCAUCAACCACAGAUGAUAUUAGAGCUGAAAAAAAUAAAGGAAAAAAUAAAGGAUGUCAAUCUACUGUUAAAAAAAUGGCUAUUCAAUAUGUUCCUUCAUCAAUUAUAGGGGAUCUUAUUGAUUUACUCAUAAGUGCUGCUUGUAAAGAUGUUCCUAAAAAUCAAUAUGAGAAGCAAAAAAUUGAGUUUGUAAACAGUAAAACAGUUGAAAAUGAAACACCUUUACAUAUCGCAGCAUACUGUGGAAAUGAAUUAUGUUUAAAUAAGCUAAUAUUAAUUGGUGCAGAUGUCAAUUCUCAAACAGAAUCUGGUUCAACUCCUUUACACUUAGCUGCUAUCAGUGGCCAGAAAAGAGCAGUAAAUAUGUUAUUAAAUAAUAAUUCUAAUAUACAAGCAUCGGACAAUGAUCUAAUGACUCCAAUACAUCGAGCAUGUCAAUAUGGAAGGCUAUCAAUUGUGAAGUUGUUAGACAAGAAAAGAGCUAUGCUUGACAUUAAAGGUAAAAACAACUAUACUCCUAUUAUGUGUGCUGUUUGGAAAGGGCAUGUAAAAGUUAUUAAAUAUUUGAUCAAUCGAGGAGUUCAAAUCAAUUUAACUGAUGUUAACAACAAGAAUGUUUUCCAUAUUGCUGUUCAAGAAAAUCAGUUUGAAGUUUUAGAGUUUUUAUCAGAGCAAGAUUCAAUGAAUAUAAUAAAUGAUGUUGAUAACGAGUAUAAGACCCCUGUACACUAUGCUGCAGCAGAAGGAAGUAUUCAGGCAUUAGAUAUUUUGAUUAAAAAAAAUGCAUCUAUUGAUAUUGGAGAACUUUAUGAAAGAACACCUCUUCAUUUGGCUGCUGAGCAUGGUCAUUUAUCUUGUGUAAAACUGCUUAUAUCUAUCUCUACUGCUGAAGUUAACUCAACUGAUGUUCAAGGAAUGACGCCGCUUCAUUUGGCUGCAUCAAAUAAUCACAAAAAAGUAGUUAAUCUACUUAUUGAAUCAGGUGCUGACAUUUAUUUCCGUGAUAAUUGUGAUAUGAACCCUUUGGACUAUGCUGCACAAUGUGGUCAUGAAAAGAUUGUACAGAUUUUGCUUGGUAAUGGCGCUUUUGUUGAUGCUUGUAGCGAAAAUGGUUAUACACCACUGCAUCAUGCAGCACUUUCAGGUCAUGUUGAAUGUAUAGUUGGAUUGCUAGAAAAUGGAGCUAAUAUUCAAUUAAAAACAAAAAUUGAAAAUAAGAGUUGUUUAGAUCUUGCGGUUGAAAGCUUAGAAAAAGAAGCAUGUCUGGCAAUUAUAAAGCACAAACGGUGGCAUGAAGCUUUUGUAUCAAUAGACAACAAGGAAACAGAAGUAAAAAAAAACAAAAAUGAAAAAGAAAAAGAAAGAAAAGAAACUUGUGUUAUGGAAAAAAUUAUUAAGCUUGCCCCAGAAAUUGGAGAAGUGGUGUUUAAUAAAUGCAUUACCCCUUCUAAACAUGACAAGAAAGAUCCUAACUAUUUUAUUGAAUACAAUUUUGAGUUUGUAGAUAGUAAUCCCGUGCGCUGUCAAAAACAAUUUUUUGCUCCAUCAUCAAUUGUUAAUUUUCAGCGUGGAAAAUUACUAGCUCAUCCUCUAGUUGUUGAACUCAUUAAUCAAAAGUGGUUACGAAUGGGUAGAUGGAUGUAUUUAUGCUCAUUUAGUUUUUAUUUAUUGUUUGUUGUUCUUCUUACAACUUUUGCAGUUACAAGGAAAAUGAAUCAACUAGAUGCAAUCAGAGAACAGCAGAGCUACUCAAGAAACCAUUUAUCUAACAAUCAAACAUGGUGUAAAAGUCUUUCUAUAAAAGGCAUAUAUAUUACUCUCAGCAUAGCAAUAGUGCAAGUUCUUUCACAAAUAAUACUAUCUAUUUAUAUUGGGAGAAGUUAUAUAUUUGAUCCUACUAAAAUAUUAGAUUUUUUUUUAUACAUCGCAACAGCUUUACAUUUGCUUUCUUUAAUUACUUGCAAAAAAAAUAUUGAAAACAAGUUUGUUGAAACCGUAGUGUGGCAAGCUGGUACAGUUUCAAUAUUACUUGCAUGGUGUAAAUUUUUGAUAUACAUGGAAAAUUUACCAUUUCUUGGUUUAUAUGUUGUUAUGCUUAUGGAGGUUCUUUACACAUUAAUCAAAGUAUUGUUAAUCUUCAGCAUUCUUUUGAUUGGUUUUGCUUUGUCAUUCUAUUCACUACUUGAUUGCCAAGCGCCAUUCAGUGAUUUUGGUCAUUCAAUAAUCAAGACAUUUGUCAUGAUGCUUGGAGAAAUUAACUAUGAUAUUAUCUAUACAUCCCAUUAUGGUGAUCUAAAUAUAAAUUCUAAUGGACCUAAAAGUUCUGCAGAGCUAUCUUUAUUAGUUUUCAUUCUCUUUGUUUUAAUCAUGUUAAUUGUAAUGAUGAAAUUGCUUCUUGGUCUAGCUGUUGGUGAUAUCGAAACAGUCCGCAAAAAUGCCUAUCUUGGAAUUUUGCAAAGAAAAGUUUAUUAUUUAAACAUUUUAGACCAAACAUAUCCUAAAUUCAUCAAACAGUAUGUAUAUCAAAAGUCAUAUAUAAAAAAACCUAACAAAAAGAACUGGUAUAAAAAGGUAAUGCUUUGGUUAGAGACGUUUCACAAAAAAGUUUUAUUAGGUGAUCAGGGUGAAGCAAAAAAAGAUUCAAUAAUGCGUGUGUUUGCAGCAAACAAAAAAGACAUUAUGACGCAGAAUAAGAAAACAAAGUUACUUUUAGAUGAUCUCCAAAAGCAACUAAAGAAAAACAAAAAAAUUACUAAACAUAUUCUACCAAAUUUUUACUCUAAAAACUCUACUGAUUGAUGACAUCUGGAUAUGGAUUUGUUAAGUCAAAAUUUGCAUUAAUUGAUAAGAAAAAGUCUAAACUAUUCACGUGAAUUAAACGAUUUUCAUGAUAAAUAUCAGUCAAAAAUCUUAAACGAAAUAAAGACAAUGCUCAAUUUUAAAAGCAUUUUUGUUUAGUCUUAACAUCAUGUAUAUCUGUAUGUUAUACUUUAAUAUCUUGUGCAUUUUAGUAUUAUAUCUAACUUUAUAUUGCAUGUACCUUAUUGUAGUAUUUAACUUUAUAUCGUUUGCAAUUUUAUACAUAGGCACCAUAAUAUUAUAAUGUAUUAACGUUUGAAAAAAAAAAAAAAAAGCCUUUAAAAUUUUU